Molecule: messenger RNA, 1074 nt
Organism: Botrytis fragariae
Lineage: Eukaryota; Fungi; Ascomycota; Leotiomycetes; Helotiales; Sclerotiniaceae
Product: putative cytochrome p450 protein
Exons: 4
Coding region: 1-1074 (357 amino acids)
Molecular function (GO): iron ion binding; oxidoreductase activity, acting on paired donors, with incorporation or reduction of molecular oxygen; monooxygenase activity
Source: RefSeq, a predicted model, not a curated record
AUGGAUAUCAUCCAGAUCGCCAUGAGUUCCUUUUGGAUAAGUCUUUGCGCAACAAUCCUCUUCUACACCGUCCUUCUCUACCUCUACCGAAUCACUCUCCAUCCACUCGCAUCAUUUCUCGAUCCCAGACUGGCACCCAUAACCCUCUGGUACGAAUUCUACCAUGACUUCUUCGACGGGGGCCGAUAUAUCUUCAAAAUCAAGGAAAUGCAGGAAAAUUACGGACCCAUCGUACGGGUAACCCUCGACGGACUCCAAAUCAACGAUCCAUCAUUCGUCCCCGAGUUAAUGCCAGCAGCAGGUCGUCGCCGCAAUAAAUGCGUACGAUUAAUGCAGAUGUUUGGAUUUGUGAAAGCGAGCGCUGCAACAAUAGAUCAUGAUUCACAUCGGAUGAGACGAGGCCCCAUGUCGAAGUUUUUUUCGAAGGAGUCAAUUCGGAGAAUUGAACCGAGGAUGAAAUUGCAAAUUGAGAAGCUUUUUGCGAGGCUUCGGGAAUUUCAGGAGACGGGAGAACCGAUUAAUUGCUUGCCGAUGUUUGGAGCCUUCACUAAUGAUCUUAUUUCGGAAUAUGCGUUUGGGUUUAAUCCAAAUUGGUUGGGGGCGCCCAAUUUUAAUGCUGCCUUUUAUCAUAUGAUGGAUGGCUUUCACAAUUUCGGUCCGUUGGCGGUACAGUUCUCAUGGUUUAUCCCUAUGAUAAACGCCAUUCCAAAGGCCUUGCGUCAAAGUAUGAAUCCUGGGGGGAACAAAUUCGUUGAAUUUAAGCAGGAACUGCUUUCCAACAUAGAUAAAGCAAAUAGAGCCAAAGCGGCUUCUCUUCAGGAAGGAAAGGAAGUUAAAACAUUGUUCGACGAAAUAACCGCUAGCAAAAUUCCCGAAAUCGAAAAACAACGUUCAAGACUUCUUGACGAGGCUCGAAAUAUAUUGAUUGCUGGAACGGAAACAACUUCCUUGACUUUAAGCGCGUUAACGUUCUACCUGUUGUCCAAUCCGAAAAUUCUGGUUAGACUACGAGACGAGUUGAAGACAGCUCUUCCGGAUCCUUCAAUUGAACCGAUUCUCAAAGAUAUGGAAUAA